AUGUCAACUUCAACGAGUCAAGCUUUGGACUUCAACUGCCGAUCACUGGAUGAAGAUGUCGAUGACCUGGACUUCGAAUUGCUGGAUCUUGAUGACGAAGAGCUGCGUCAAAUGGAGUAUCAGCAAACUGGCAAGCGCAAGAACCGACUCAAUGAUGAAGAUACAGCAGCUCCACGACCGCGUGCAGUGCGUCAAAGACCUGGACUAGAAGAGUCAACCACGCCGGACAACAACUUGUCUACGCCAAGAAGAAGACGAAGAAAGGAAGGAUUCUUGAUGAAUCAAUUCCGCCUGUGUUUUGGCAUGCGAGUGCGAAUUAUUGAGGUUACCGGUACAAUCCGAACUGGCAGCGUAGUUCUUACGAGAUAG
Messenger RNA from Peronospora matthiolae, 369 nucleotides. The record is from the annotation of a GenBank genome assembly. NCBI's taxonomy places the organism in Eukaryota, Oomycota, Peronosporomycetes, Peronosporales, Peronosporaceae.